Messenger RNA from Salarias fasciatus (jewelled blenny), 2732 nucleotides. RefSeq names its product DBF4-CDC7 kinase regulatory subunit (gene dbf4). Bases 368 to 2113 code for a protein of 581 amino acids. Gene Ontology annotation, cellular component: Dbf4-dependent protein kinase complex. Gene Ontology annotation, molecular function: protein serine/threonine kinase activator activity; zinc ion binding; nucleic acid binding. The transcript has 12 exons. The record is from RefSeq and is a predicted model, not a curated record. Gene Ontology annotation, biological process: positive regulation of nuclear cell cycle DNA replication; regulation of cell cycle phase transition. NCBI's taxonomy places the organism in Eukaryota, Metazoa, Chordata, Actinopteri, Blenniiformes, Blenniidae.
UUAAAGCGGGAAAGAGACGUUUGUAGAAAGCGUCAAAAACUUUGCCAAGGACAGCUUUUAGAGAUAAAGAGCUCCUCUGUGUAUAUCUGGUAACAAACAUGAGAGUACAUCUCCGAGGGCGUUUACCGAUAUUAUCAUAAUAAUGUAAACACUCCGACUUCACCGUAUAAGUUUUAACCAGGAAACGAGGACCUAAACGUAUGUUAUGUCUGCCUUUUAAAAAGGUUAACCCGGGUUAUACAGUUUAUGUUAAGGUCGCAUGUAUCUGUUAUUUGCUGUGGAAAGUUUGUUUUGUCGCAGUUAUUCCCACUUCUUGUAACAUUAUGUAUGUUCACAAACAGGAAGCAGAAAAAGGACUUUAUGUGGCAUGUCGGUUGAAAAUGAAGCCGAAACGGACGCAGAGACAAGCAGGAGCUCAGUGGCACGAAUCAAACCUUUUGCUGGAAAAGUGUUUUACCUGGACCUACCGUCAAACAGAGUCGCAGAAACGUUGGAGAGAGACAUCAAAGAACUGGGAGGGACGGUGGAGAAGUUCUUCAGUAAAGAGAUCCGGUAUCUGGUAUCCAACAAGCGCGAGGCCCGAUAUGUGCACUGCUUGAAACACGACUCUCCGGUCCCCAGCCCGGAGUCUGGACCGAGCUCGCCUCACCCCCGUUCGGUCCAGCACCAUCCUGGCUGUCAUGGGGAAAACAAUAAAAGCAAGAAUCAGGGUCAAACCGAGACGUUUGUCACAAGCCGAGGGAAGUCUUUGGUGGAGAGAGUUGUGAAAGAGCAGGAGAGGGUACAGAUAAACAAGAUCCUGUCAAAUGCUUUGGAGUGGGGUGUAAAAAUCCUCUACAUAGAUGAUGUAAUAGCGUAUGUUCACAAGAAAAAAAAGACGAUUGACAGCCAGGUGCCUGUGACUGCUCCUGGCAAAGCAAACGUCAAAGCGGAGUCGGCUUUGAGACAAAGGCUGCAGAAACACAAAGUUGGAAAGAUAAGAAAACCUUUCAUCAAGGUGGAGGAUUCAAGCAGACACUAUCGUCCAAUCUACCUCACAUUAGAAAGCAUGCCUGAGUUCAGCCUGGAAACCGUGGCUCCGGGUGUUUCGCUUGGUCUGGAGGGCAAAGAUCCUCCUGGAAGCAAACGGCGUGGACCCGGAACCGUGAAAGCCACAGCCAAUGAGGUCAAAGGUCAAGUUCGAAAAAAGAGCAAGGAUAAGAAACGAAGUGGCUUCUGCGAGUGCUGUAUGGUCAGAUUUGACAGCCUCACUGUGCACCUGAAGAGUGAACACCACAAGGCUUUUUCUAAGAGUACAAAGUACUCGGUGGUGGACAGGCUGGUUUCAACGCUCUCCUACAACUUUAUUCCCAUCAACACCAAAACCAAAAGGCCAAAGUGUAGCGUGUCCUCUGUUAUCAAGCCUCCCGGACCAUGUCAGGAAGCUCAGACUGUUGAAGAAGAGACACUGCGGGGCGCCGAUGGCCGCACAGCUUCGUAUUUGGAAAGCAUUUUGAAAAUGGAAUCCCCCUCUGACUCCUUUCCACCAAGUCAGCAACACAAAGACCGGAGGAAUCAUUACACCUACUCUCACAGCUCCAAACAGAAAUACCUGGCAUGCAGACGACCCUUCAGACAGAACUCACUUGAUGCUGACAAAGAGCAAGUUGCCCAACCCACUGCGGAGAGAGCGCCCUCUGCUGACGAUGUUUUCUCCACUCUUCCAUCCAGAGUUUGUCAUGUUGACCCUCAGGAUCAAAAACCUGAGGAACACGUAAACGGCUCAACGUCUCAUGUCCCCGAUGUGUCCUCAACAGGAAUCUGUGUUGCAGGAAGUGACAGAGACGCUCAGUUGAACGCAGACACGAUGCCGGCGGACGCUAUUCAUGAUAAAAAUCUGUUUCCAGACAGAGGGACCGAACUGAAACUCCCACAUAAAGAGGAGGACAGCAUUCCUGCAGAAAGGUCCCCAGUGCAGGAAGUUAAGAGGAAAAUUAGAGUUUAUAAGCAUAAAAGACGGAAAGUUGACACACAAGCAGAAUGUGUGGAGUCCAUACUGAAACUCUGGGAAUGCUUUCAGUCCAGCGACGACAUGGAUGUGGAGUUUCAUGGAUUUAAGGAGGAAGAGUUGUAAUAAUUGAAGUGAUGGACUGGACUUUGUGUACAGAACUGUGGUCUAAAGAAAACAAGUUCACUGUUGGAAGAUCGUGUUUUAGGAAACAGAUCUUCAUGAUUUUUCCUCACAUGAAAGCAUGGCAGCUGCUGGUGGGUUCAGCACAUUUCAGGUACAAAACCUGUGUUAAAAUCUGAAAAGGUUGAAAUUUUCUUUAUAGCGGUUAAAAUAUCAACAUGACACUUAUUCUGAGAUUAAAUUCAAAAUAUCUGACAUUUCAGUGAAUCCAUGUGAGAUCUGCUACAUGUAGUAUUAAAUACAACUCACAUGGUUAUAUUUUUGUUGGGAUGUUGGGAUGAAUUCAUUAGGAAAAAUCUAUGAUUUUAGAAUGCUAAACUCCUGAAACGGCUCAUUAACAGUGGCGAUUCCUCUGUUUUAGCGACAUGUAAUAAAUAGAAAAAACCUGCUUCUGUUUUCAAAGUGACAGGAAAAGUCACUGAGCUGAGAGAUGCUAUUGCCUCUACUGGAGAAAAAUAAUGAUUUAUUUUAUUAUUUUUUUUUAUUUGUUGAGGUCAAACAGUCUGUUCCCUGGAUUCUAUGUGUUCAUGUUACAUAAACAUCUGAAUAAAAGGCAGCUUGA